CAGUUGCUUAUCGUCCUCCCCUCAGGUCACACGGACUGGUCCGGACGGCUUGUCCUGCUUCGGUGUCUGAUAGACAACCUUUUGUUCCGGAAGGUGAAUAACCCCCGAUCUGCGUACGAUGGCAAAGUGCUCCGUGAACAUCGUAGUCAUUUUAAGUUUGUGUAGUCUCAUCGUCCAGGCGAACGGAUUGCGCCAGUUUUGGCGUGGUAAAUCUUUUGGAAGCGAUCAACCGAGCCGAACAACGGAAUCGUCUUUGUACAGCGGUAAACUGAAUGAUACCCCCGAUCUGUGGUUCGAGCAAAUACUCGACCACAAUGAUCCUACCAAUGGAGCCACCUGGAAACAGCGGUACUUCGUGAACGACCAGUUUUUUAACGCAUCCGAUACAAAUGCUCCUGUGUUUCUCAUGAUCGGCGGAGAAGGUGAGGCCACGGCUCGGUGGAUGCACGAAGGAGCGUGGAUCCAUUACGCGGAAAAACAUGGCGCCCUGUGCUUCCAGCUUGAGCAUCGUUUCUACGGCAAAAGCCAUCCCACCGAUGAUUUGUCCACAAAAAAUCUUGCCUACCUCACCUCCGAGCAGGCACUGGCCGACUUGGCCUACUUCAUAGUGGGCAUGAACGUAAAGUAUGACCUGAAUCCACAAGACCACAAGUGGAUCGCGUUCGGUGGUUCCUAUCCAGGGUCGCUGGCGGCGUGGCUGAGGGAAAAGUAUCCUUCGCUGGUACACGGUUCGAUCAGCUCCAGUGGACCAUUGUUGGCAAAGAUCGAUUUCAUCGAGUACUACGACACGGUUGUCCGCUCGCUCGGUCGCUACUCGACGGAGUGUGUGGACUCGGUCAAGAGUGGCAUGCAGCAAGUGGAAACGCUGCUGAAGCAUAUGAUCGGGCAAAGGACACUGAACGAUAAGUUCCAGUUGUGCGAUCCGGUAGAAAAAUCAAUCGCCAACCCGCUCGAUGUGUCCAGUUUGUUCGAAGCAAUUGCAAGUAAUUUCGCCGGCGUUGUUCAGUACAAUAAGGACAAUAGUCCACACGCCACCGUUACGAUCGACGAGGUGUGCGAUGUGAUGGCCAACCAAACUAUCGGGGCACCAGUAACGCGUUUGGCCGAAGUCAACCGGAUGCUGCUGGAGCAGAGCAAGCAGAGUUGCCUCGAUUAUGUAUACGAUAAGACCGUCCUUCAAAUGCAGAACGUCUCCUGGGACUCGGAUGUUGCUAGUGGUGCCCGCCAGUGGACGUACCAGACAUGUAACGAGUUCGGUUUCUAUCAAACCUCCAACGACCCGGAUGCGGUCUUCGGUGACCGGUUUCCGGUCGAGUUUUUCGUGCGCCAGUGCGCCGACAUUUACGGUGCACGGUUUGGAGCGGAGUCGCUCGCACGAGCCAUCUACCGCACCAACACAAACUACGGCGCGCUGAAUCCGGCCACCACAAACGUCCUGUACGUGCAUGGGAACAUUGAUCCGUGGCAUCGGUUGGGACUAACCGAAAGCAACGACAUACAUACACCAACCAUUCUGAUCGACGGGACAGCACACUGCGCAAACAUGUACGAACCGAAAGAUAGCGACUUUCCUCAGCUGAAACAGGCACGGUUGGAGAUCGAUACCUUCAUUACGAAUCUACUAGCCAUGUAAACUGGAAAGAGGACUUUUAACUUUUCAAAGCCAUAGGGUGUUAUCUAAUGUGGGAUUUUACAACGAAGCAACAACAGAAUACGAAGGUUAUAUAGCAUAUACAUAUGUUGUUACAUCAUACUGAACUGCAACGGCUUCUGGUACCGUCGUUACGUGUACCUUGCAGCGGGAUGGAAUAAAGGUCUCAUAGACUUAACACAACCAGAUUAAGUUUAAAUGUACCACCUCGAUAAUUAUUUUUAUUGCAACUACUUAAAUAUUACGGUCCAUGAGAAAAAACGUAAACCAUACUUUGUUGUUCGUGCA
Anopheles coustani is the source of this 1939-nucleotide messenger RNA. RefSeq names its product putative serine protease K12H4.7. NCBI's taxonomy places the organism in Eukaryota, Metazoa, Arthropoda, Insecta, Diptera, Culicidae. Gene Ontology annotation, molecular function: serine-type exopeptidase activity; dipeptidyl-peptidase activity. Gene Ontology annotation, biological process: proteolysis. The transcript is spliced from 2 exons. The record is from RefSeq and is a predicted model, not a curated record. The coding region runs from base 119 to 1633 and encodes 504 amino acids.